Sclerotinia sclerotiorum 1980 UF-70 is the source of this 2262-nucleotide messenger RNA. RefSeq lists its product as hypothetical. Lineage: Eukaryota; Fungi; Ascomycota; Leotiomycetes; Helotiales; Sclerotiniaceae. The record is from RefSeq and is a predicted model, not a curated record. Gene Ontology annotation, molecular function: glucan endo-1,3-alpha-glucosidase activity. The transcript has 8 exons. The coding region runs from base 1 to 2262 and encodes 753 amino acids. Gene Ontology annotation, biological process: mating projection tip cell wall disassembly.
AUGGACCGCAUAGUUUCAGAUUUAGGGAUGCAUGAUGCAUAUGUUGCGUGUAACCAUAUUUGCUGGGGAAGUAGGUCGUCUGCUAUUAGUUAUUCAAUUAGAUAUUCACGCCGCCGCAUUGGUAUUGUAGGUGAACGCGUUGGUCCCCAGGAUUACGAUGGCGAUAUGCAGCGUGCGAAAUCUCUCGGAAUCGAUGCCUUUGCUUUGAACAUUGGAGUUGACCCAUACACCGACACACAACUUGGCUUUGCAUAUCAAUCUGCCGCAAAUAAUGGGAUGAAGGUUUUUAUAUCAUUCGACUUUAACUGGUGGAACCCAUCUAGUCAAGCAACGCAGAUUGGACAAAUGAUUGCAAAAUAUGCAGCUUUACCUGCUCAACUAUUUGUUGAUGGCAAAGCAUUUGCAUCAUCAUUCGCUGGUGACCAACUUGAUAUCACGGCUCUAAGAGCUGGUGCGGGCAUUCCAAUUUUCUUUGCGCCUAACUUUCACCCGGAGAUGGGAACAAACUUCAGCACAAUUGAUGGUGCUUUGAAUUGGCUGGGAUGGCCCAACGAUGGAAACAACAAAGCACCUACUCCAGGCCACAAUGUCACUGUCGAAGAAGGUGAUACCGCCUACAUUAAGGCACUGGCCGGCAAGCCAUAUAUCGCACCUGUUUCUCCUUGGUUCAGCACUCAUUUCGGGCCUGAAGUUCCAUACAGCAAAAACUGGAUCUUUCCAUCUGAUCUUUUAUGGUUUGAGCGUUGGAAUGAAAUAUUGACCCUUGGACCCCAAUAUAUUGAGAUUGUUACCUGGAAUGACUAUGGCGAAUCUCACUAUAUUGGUCCCCUGGAUUCUUUACAUUUCGAUGAUGGAAAUUCAAAAUGGGUCAACGAUAUGCCUCACGAUGGUUGGUUAGACAUGGCGAAACCAUUCAUCGCUGCUUAUCAUGCUGGCGCUUCAUCUCCGAACAGCUACAUUGAUUCAGAUCAGCUCAUAUAUUGGUAUCGACCAAAUCUCCGCACUCUUGACUGCGAUGCUACAGAUACUACAAUGGUACCAGCUAGUAAUAGCAGUGGUAAUUACUUUCAAGGUCGACCAAAUGGAUGGGAAGAUAUGCAGGACUCGGUAUUUGUUGUCGCUAUGCUCACAGCUCCUGGAAUAGUCACAGUAAUGUCCGGCGACAACGUUCAACAAUUCAAUGCACCAGCCGGAGCUUCAGCAUACCAAGUUGAUAUGCGAGUUGGCAAACAGCAAUUCUUCCUUCAACGUGGCACUCAAAUUUUACUUGAAGCUGUUAGUCUCCAUGACGUCACAGAUGUGUGCAUCUGCGGCAUUUACAACUUUAACGCAUAUGUUGGGACAGUACCAGAUGGACGUUCUGAUCCACUUCUUCACGAUGGUUUAGCUUCCCUUACCGCUGGACUCCAUGUUAGCACUUGUAGCGCAACUCCAUCAUUGCCAACUGCUCCCAUCAAACCCACUACCACCCCACCAGGAGGAGGAACCGUGGUUCCGUCAACUACUACCAAACCUCCAACUACCACCCCGCCAGUAACCACUCCACCUACGACUACGAAGCCGACCACAACUACUACAACCAAGACAACUUCUACGACAUCAUCUGUGCCAUCCGGUACAUGUGUAGCAGGAACUGGACCUGGAAACUAUGUCGGCCUAUGUUCAUUCUCUUGUAAUUUAGGUUACUGUCCCGCCCCAUGCACAUGCUCUAGCUAUGCGGCUACCGGAAACGUCGCUCCUCCGGUAACAAACACGCCUGGCUAUCCCCUCGCAGGCGAGGAUCCCGCUACUUACUCAGGUCUUUGCGAUUUCACAUGUAACCACGGCUAUUGUCCUCCAACCGCCUGCACAUAUAAUCCUAACGGCUCUCCUAUUUCAUCUUCAUCUUCAUCUUCAUCCUCACUUCCAUCUUCAUCCCCAACUUCCACACCUCCUUCCACAACAACAAGUAAACCCACCAUCAUUUCCACAACCACAAUCAGCACAACCACAAGCUCACCUUUUCCAUCCGGAACCACAUACUGCGUCGCAGGCACCGGACCAGGAAAUUACAUCGGCCUCUGCAAUUUCUCCUGCAAAUACAAUUAUUGUCCUCCUGGUCCCUGUACAUGUACCACUUAUGCAAAUACAUCUAUUCCCGCACCGCCAGCUAGUAGUCCUUCUGGAAAACCAUUACAAGGUGAGGAUGAUAGCUAUUUGGGACUUUGUGCUUUUGCUUGUAGUCAUGGGUAUUGUCCUGGGACUGCUUGUGCUAUGGGUUAG